AUGGUAACUUAUGACACAGGGGCAUACUUAAUUUCAAUUUUCACAAGUACUAUAAGAUUGAUUGUAAAAAUACUGUACGACAGCUUGAAAAAGGCUCAGGAAACAUUGUGGAAAAAGAGAUGGAAAGACGAUUCACUUUCACUGAAAGUGAAAGAAAAAAGGCUGGAUUUUUAUGGAGAAGGCAAGACAUAUGUCAGCCAGACCAACACCAUACCCGAACUCAGCCGACUCACAGUCUGGGACCACCUUCUGGAAGAUGAGGAGUUUAUGACAUGUUUAUAUGGAAAUGUAGUUAGUUGGGAAGAUGAUGUUUGGCUCAUCCACAAGAUAAGUCCAACUACUGACAAAAGACUGCGCUGCUUUGUUUCUGAAAAUAUGAAAAUUCAAGAAAUGAGUACAACUGUUUCACAGCAAUUCGACCUAACAGCUCCUUCCCAAAUUACUGGGCUAAAUCCACAGAAGAGUGUACAUUCAUCCACAGUGUUUCCAGAAAGCAAGCCUGCUUUUACAGUGAAUCAUGCAGCCAUCUCAUAUUCUCAUACAUUACCCUCACCUCUAGCAACAGUGAAUGCAUCAAAAGAGUUAAGCACAUCUACAGCCCAGACAGCUCCAUUUUCAGCAGGUAUCUUGUAUGUGUCGACAACCAUCCCUUUGCCUAUCCAGCAUAUAACAGAACACCCAUAUCUAGGAAAAACAAAGACAACAAAAAUGGUGGAAGCCAUGACUACUGAGGCCUUUCAUCCAACUGUAGCUACUUAUUUAUUUGACACACCUGUAAUCACCAAGAAUUAUAUUGUAUCUGAAACUCUAGCAACUAAAUCCCAGUCUGGGAAAACAACUUUAUUCUCGAUGAAUGAGUCAACAAUCAUGUCUACAACAUCUUGCCCCAAACACAAAUCCACAGAUGUGGCUAUACCCCUUACCUCUAAAUCUGGACAAGAAUUUCUUAUAUCUUCAGCUGCCAGAACUUUGUCUUGGUCCACAUUAGAAGAGACUUCAGCUCUUGCUACUGAUGUUGGGAUUGCAUCAGCCUUCCCACCAGAGUCUUUGCUCACCUCCACAGCUGCUCCUUCGAAUUCUGUAUUUACUGGAAAUCGGGUGGCAUCUACCUUGCCAGGAACUGAGGUGGAAAUACCUUUCAUGGCCCAUUCAGGGUUGCCUAUGGAGACCAUACCUUCCCUAAGAACACUGAAAACAGAGUCAGUGCCUACAAAUUUCCAGGAUGUCUUUUCACCCGGUGUGGUGCAUGCUAUGUCUUCUCCCAUGCCUAAAGAGACCUCUUCCACAGUCUUUUCUUCCAUUAUAUCCUCUCCAGUCACUGGAAUCCAGGAUGAACAGAUAGUUAUUGAUACUAAGAGUACAUAUCCAGCCUCACCUCCCAGAACCAAACUUGUUCCUACAUUGGCUGAAGUCUCUCUUUGCUCCACCAUGGAAGGGCUAGCAUACACCCAGAAUGCACCUACAACGGAUGAGCCCAUGCUUACUUUAAUAUUUACUAAAUCACCUUCAACGUACAAUACAUCUGAAUCAGGUCUCACACCCGUAACAAAUAAAACAGACUGUCAGUUCUUCACCAAUGAGACAACUUUGAUUUCUAAAUCAGGUCAGACCCCAUUGACCUCUAUGAAUACAACCACCAUACCUACAUUCAUACCCAAUAAAAAUCUCACAUUAUUAUUCCAAGGUAAUACUACUGAUAUAGAUCAUUCAUCUAUGACCGCAAAUAUCACCCCACUUGAAGCACCCACAGAGAACAAGGCUACCGCCAGCUCUGAUGCUACUACUGCCAAGUAUACAAUAGCUGUAUCCAAACCAACAUCCCAGGGGCUUAGUAACUUCUCCAGUUUGUCUGAAAUCACCUUUAUACCCAGUCAGCUUGAAUCUAAACUCAGCACCUUAGUACUGAAAAGCAGCUCUACACCCACAGUAGCUGCAAACGAACUUCCCUCAACACCAAGGGAGACAGUUGUUCCUUCGGUGGAUGUGUCUACCCUUCCUGACAUUACACCACAUUUUUCUACUGAAAAGAGCAUUUCUGAAACAACACAAAUAGAAACAAAUUAUGUGAGCACAUUUGAUGAUACUAUGGCCCCUCUACCAAUGUCUGCAACGACACAGAAGGUCUUUACCACUGUGACAAACAAACCCACUUCCUGUCAUCCUAAGGUAAAGUCAACCAUAGCAGCAGUAGCUAAGGCUUCUCCAUUUUCAGCAGUGUUGGAAACAACAGAUAAAUCAGCACAAAUGGUGACAGCUUCUGUCACUGUUUCCCCUUUUCCAGAUACAGAAGAAUUGACUAAUGCAUUGAAUAAUGAAACUGCAACUGCUGAGAUGGGAGUCAGUUGGCUUUCAACAAAAAUGAUGAAAAGCACACCUAGGAGUUCAUACAAUGGAACUACAGAAACCUCUAACAGGUCUCACACCUAUGUAGUAUAUUGGACUUCAGAGACAGCUGAAGGGAAUGGGGCUUCUCCACCCACUUCUAUGAGCACCCAGGCAUUCCCUGAACUUCUGACUUCUUCAAUAACAAGGAUGAUGGGAACCACUUUCUCCACUGCUCCUUCACAGAAGACAGCUGUGUCUUUGUCGCUUGGUAUCUUGCCUCAACAGACUGCAGCUCCUCACUCCUCAGCAACCCCUCAACGUAUUACAAACAUGCUCUCACUGCCAGUUAACAGCUUUGCUCUCACCUCUCCUGCCACCACUAUGGUGGGUUUUGAUGAGUCUAAGGUUACCUUGUCCCAGCCAUCUACAUUGGCCAGGGAUUUCACUACAUCUAUGCUCUCAGUUGGCUUAACUGUACCAACAGUGACAAAGACCAUAGAAUUGGUGCUGCCAAUGAGUCCAAAAACUUCCACAAGCAAUGAUAUCAUGUCUACCCACAUAGACCCACUUCAUGCCACUUCAGAAGUCACAGAGAUCUCUUCCACAGCAGCAUUCAUGGCAGUUUCUUCUCUGAGAGAGACUAUGGUAACCUCGCUGAGGCCUCCCACUCCUGUGAUAACUAAAGCUAUAACCACCCUUCCUUCCAUCUCAGCUGACUUAGUAAGUCCAUCCAUAUACACUCUUGUCUGUUCAAGGCCUCCUGCUAAUAACAUUACCAUUGUGUCCUCUACUUGCAUUAGCUCAACUGCAUCUACAUCAGUAGCAACAACACCUGCAUCUCAUGUUGAGGCUUCAACUCAUGGUUUUAGCUUUCCUUACGCUUUUAGUAGUGCUGUAGAUGUCAGUAUGGCUUCUGGACCCACAGAGACCUCUGCUGCUGGUGAGAGCAUGUCACCCCACACCGCUGCCAAUAGGUUUACUACCUUAGUCGACAGUGAAUCUACCACAAAUUUCAUAAACACACCAGUCUCCACCCAAUUGGUGGUUGCCACCUCUGUGUUGUCUUUGGACAAAGAGCAGACCAACAUCUCCAUGCGGAAAACCCCCAGGACUACAAGGGUGGCAGAAAUUUCCCCAUCUAAGAAUUCCUUUAUUUCAAACUCCCAGAGCACUUUCCCUUGGAAAAUGACAGGCACAGAAUUUUCUGAGAUCACAGAAGUCUCCAGCCACCGAACACAUUUGCCUUCAGAGAUUCUACCUGGUUAUCCAUCUUCUGGAAAUGUAGGCACAUCUUCUACUUCUGGGAGCAGACAGACCACACAAACAUUGACCUCAAGUGCCAAAAUAUGUGUUAAUGCUUCAGAAGGGUCAACUACUCUUGAAAAAACUGCACUCCCUUCACACGUUCCGACAAUAACCAAGUCUUUGUCUCCUGAUAAAGAAAGGACAAGAGCCCCUUCAGAAUAUCCUCCCAAGACUGUGGAAAAGAUAGUGAGUUCUUUUCCUGUGACUCACCCAGCUACAGGUCACCAGGCUACUCUAUUUGCAGAUGCUUCCAGGACAACUAGAAUAUCACAUCCUGUGCUCAUCAACACAACUCUUUCACACCUGCUUUCACUUAAGACACAACCUGCAGCGACAUGGAUUGCUUCUUCCACUUCUGGAAGCACACAGACUUUCCUCAAGUCCUUCUCUCCUUUCACAACUGGACUACUCAACACCAAUUUUACGAUGAUCACUCCCGAUGGGAGCACUACAGUCUUUUCAGUUCCAAAUGAACUUACAAACUUUCCUGAGGAGACCUCUAUGGAAAUGUCCACUUCUAUUGACCAAAUGGCUUCAUUGCCACUCAGUGUCACUGCCUUUACCUCCAAAAGAGUUUCUAACACCCCCACAAUGCUAAUGACUAAAUCUUCUAGAACAACACACUCUGGUGAUUUGAAAUGUGUCUCCAUAGGUACUUCUGGGCUUACGUCUGAGAAGUCCUCAAUGCCAGCUAAUAACUCUGAUUUCUUAACUACAGUGCUUUCUUCUGACACUUCCAUAAGACUUGGCACAUUCUUUACUUCACUGUCUUCAUCUCCUCCCAAGACUACGAAAACCACUCAAGCAUCAACAUUGGAUAUCACACCAGUGUAUUCUGGGCCUACUUCACAAAGCACAGUGGGUUCAUCUACUUUCACUAUUUCAGAAAUGGCAGAGGUACCAUUCAAUAACACAACUACACCUGUUUCCUCUCCAGUAGAACUAGAUUUUUCAUCUAUGAAAACUAUUCCAACCAUUAGUGUGGCUCGGACAGUGACUUCAGUUAUAGACAUCACUCCCUCCUCUCAGCUCAGUUCUAAGAAUACUGAAGAUAUUACCUCCAUUCCAAAAACCAUGUUUUCAUCAUUACUUUCAACAACCCAACAAUCACCACAAAAAAAUGAGGCUACCACUCUGGACAUAUUACCCGGGAUCACCAACAGUUUCCUAUCUACUGAGAACAGUGGUGGAGUGACAGAGCUCAUUAAUGCCCAUUCCAGAAUAACUGUACCUGCAAGUGGGCUUUCAUCUACUCCUUCAGAUAGUUUUUAUACUUCCUUGAAUAUUCAGGUUUUCCCAUCUUUGACUAACUUUAGAGGCACCCUUAGACCUACAGAAAGUGUAAAGCCCACAGUAACACACUCUUCCCUUGAUACAGGAAAGACAACUUCCUUGUCAGAGAGUAUGUUCUCAAGCGAAAUAACAAAGAGCAGCACAUGCUUGAACACUCCUGUUUUAUACCCUUCAUGGACCCAAGCCAGUAAAAUUACAUCUUCUUUGACAUCAUUUUUUUACUCACCUGAUAGUACUGAGGCCAAGUUUCCUCUUACAUCUCAAAAGGAUGAAUUUCCAGCAUGGGGUAUAAGAAUUACAACUAGUACUGCCAAGUCUCCACUUACAACUUCCAGAAACACACCCAGAGUUGAAGACUCUCAGUUUCCAUUUUUCACAACUACUGCAAUGACACCCAUCAGAAUGGAAGCAGACCCUCUUCACUUUACUCCCUGGACUUUGUCAACAUCUCCAACAUCUCAGAUUGGUCUGGUCUCUAGAGAUAUUACAACAAUGCCAUCUAUUUUCACAUCAGAAAGCCUUCCUACUUUUGGGAUUUCUGGGAGUACUUCAUUAUCAACAUCUUCCACAGUUCUCCCAACCACUUUGGCUGCCAUUAAGUACACAUUUGAGAAAACAUCCAUGCUGGUAACCCCUGAAACCACACUCUCACCAAAUUCUUCUGUAAUUUCCAAGGCUACUUUACAGACUUGGAGCUUAUCUAGUCUCCCUUCAGACUCUCUGACAUCUGUAUCUAAUCCUCCUCAGUUUUUAACUUCACCUGCAGGAGAGGUGUCAGAAUCCACUUUUCCAUCUUCUGACAUGAUAGCAACAUGCCCUAACUUUACAAUAGUACUCCGUUCUGAUAGAAGUGCCACACCCACACAAGCCAUUCCUGUAGCUACACUGGGUGUCAUCACUCUUGACUCUUUGACUUCUCUCCCCAUAUCUACAAAACCCAAAGAUGACAGUCUAUACACAUCUACAUUCCUUGAAUCAUCCUCCAGAACUCCUGUGGCCAAAAACUUCACAACUGUGCCUGAAUCCAUGUCCUUUAGUAGAAUGAGUACAUUGUCUUCUAUAACCAGUCAUGACCUAUCAAACCCUAUGGAAACAUCUGUAUGGAGUAAAGUACAAUCACAAUCCCACACUUUAAUUCCUCCAGAAUCCACACUGGACACUGUUCUGCAUAUAACCACUACUACAGGUGCCUCGUUUCCACUGAUGUCUACUGAAAUGACACACCCUUCUACAGCAACUGAGUCUUCACUAAUCUCUUCAUCUUUUGAGACAACUUGGAUGAACUCCACAUUUUCCUUCUUAUUUACACAAGCAUCUACUUCACCAAUUACCACAGUGUCUACAGUUUUCUUCUACAAUAUCAAAAUGAGCUUCUCUGUCUUUGAUGAAGAGCCAAGGGUCCUUAUUACCACUGUUAUACAUGAAUUUGCAAAAGAUUGGUUGAAUUUCAUGUUUCAAAACAGCGAAUUUUCUCUUGCUAACUUGCGUAUUGAAAUUAAGAGCAGACAGACUUCCAAAGAAGACAUGGACAUGUACAGACGUAUUAUUUUCCUUGGUGGUAUUCCUCUAAGGAGGGCUUUGGCUUCCAUAUAUUUGCCUAAAUCAUUGAGGGAGAAAGUUCCUCUUAAUGGCUUAAAAACCAUUUUGUUUAAUUUUUUUGGACAAACUUCACUCUUUAAGGCCCAAAACAACAAUACUUCAUUAAUGACAUAUGUUGUCAGUGCAAGCAUCUCAAAUAUGUCCAUUCAAAACUUGGCUGGUCCAGUGCUUAUCAUUCUUAAGCAUAUUCAAGGAAACUGGAAUUAUGGUCAAGUUUACUGUGCCUUUUGGGAUUUUGACACUAACAAUGGUCUAGGUGGAUGGAAUCCAUCAGGCUGUAAAGUAAAGGAAACCAAUGUAAAUUACACAAUCUGUCAGUGUAACCACCUCACUCACUUUGGAGUUUUAAUGGAUUUGUCCAGGUCUACAGUGGAUGCAGCGAAUGAACGGAUAUUAAUGAUUAUCACAUACACAGGAUGUGGCAUCUCCUCCAUUUUCCUGGGGAUUGCAAUGGUGACAUACAUAGCCUUCCACAAACUUCGAAAAGAUUAUCCUUCCAAAAUCCUGAUCAACCUAUGCACAGCAUUACUGAUGCUCAACCUAGCAUUUUUGGUUAAUUCCUGGCUGACAUCAUUUCAGAAAGUAGGACUAUGCAUCACAGCUGCAGUGGCACUCCAUUACUUUCUGCUGGUGUCUUUGACUUGGAUGGGCCUGGAGGCAGUCCACAUGUACUUUGCUCUAGUCAAAGUCUUCAACACAUACAUUCCAAAUUAUAUCCUGAAAUUUUGUGUGGCUGGCUGGGGAAUUCCAGCACUCACAGUGGUCAUCAUACUUAGUGUAAGAAAAGACCUCUAUGGAACUCUGAGCCCAACCACUCCAUUUUGUUGGAUUAAAGAUGAUCACAUCUUUUACAUCUGGGUUGUGGCUUAUUUUUGCCUCAUAUUUCUUACGAAUCUCUCCAUGUUUUGCACUGUUCUCAUUCAAUUGGCUUCGGUGAAAUCCCAAAGCCAGAAGACUCGAAAGAAGAUGAUCCUGAAUGACCUCAAAGGCACAAUCAGUCUGACAUUCCUACUCGGCCUCACCUGGGGUUUUGCCUUUUUUGCCUGGGGACCUGUGAGGAUCUUUUUCAUGUAUCUUUUUGCCAUUUGUAAUACUUUGCAAGGGUUCCUCAUUUUUGUCUUUUACUGUGUGAUGAAGGAGAGUGUGCGGGAGCAGUGGCACAUGCACCUUCAUUGCAGGUGGCUUCGGCUGGAGAAUGUUUCGGAUGGAAGAAGCAGGUUUGGGAUAAAUGUUAGGCAUAAACAGAAGAGACUGAAGGAAGCCCAUGAGCCCAAAUUAUUGACAUUAUCACUCAAAUCAACAACAACCAAUUCCACUUUCAAAUCUAUUGGAUCUCUACCUAGUACUCCUUCAGAAAUAAACUUCCCAAAUGGUCACUUUGAUGGUGGUCCUUAUACCUUCUCUUCUUUGAGUUGUGAAGCUGUGCCUGCUUUUAUAAGAAGAGCAUUGCCUGCAAACAUCAAAACUAAUUCCAUUCAUAAACAAAGAUCAUUUUCUAUAAAUGUCAGCAGAGAUGCUCACCUGACUCCCAGCCCUGGACUGGGGGAAAUGUUCAAUUUGUAAAGCAAAUCUUCCUCUACUUUGUAUUCUAAAGAUUGUCUUGGGAAAGGAAGAAUGAAAUCAUAUUUAAUAAAUAUUAA
Psammomys obesus (fat sand rat) is the source of this 8162-nucleotide messenger RNA. RefSeq names its product adhesion G protein-coupled receptor G4 (gene Adgrg4). Gene Ontology annotation, cellular component: membrane. Lineage: Eukaryota; Metazoa; Chordata; Mammalia; Rodentia; Muridae. Gene Ontology annotation, molecular function: G protein-coupled receptor activity. The transcript is spliced from 19 exons. Gene Ontology annotation, biological process: adenylate cyclase-activating G protein-coupled receptor signaling pathway; cell surface receptor signaling pathway. Bases 1 to 8085 code for a protein of 2694 amino acids. The record is from RefSeq and is a predicted model, not a curated record.